Molecule: messenger RNA, 1375 nt
Organism: Sinocyclocheilus rhinocerous
Lineage: Eukaryota; Metazoa; Chordata; Actinopteri; Cypriniformes; Cyprinidae
Product: OX-2 membrane glycoprotein-like
Exons: 4
Molecular function (GO): cell-cell adhesion mediator activity
Source: RefSeq, a predicted model, not a curated record
UUUACAGCAUUGGUGAUCUCAGAGGGCAAUAAGACUGCAGUGGGUGGUAAACAAGCCUCUCUGGCCUGUCGGUACGGUCUGCCGGAGAAAGUCAAGCAGGUGCUAUGGAAGAAGAUUGUGAAUAAAGCAGAAUCCCGUGAAGUUGCAUCUUUUGCAAAGCAGAGUGACCCAGUAAUUGAAGAAGAGUUUGUGGACCGUGCGAGCCUGAGCCUUUCCCUGUCUGACACGCAGCUCACGUUAUGGCCGGUCCGAGCUGAAGAUGAGGCCUGCUACACCUGUGAGUUCCACACGUAUCCAGACGGCACUAAGAGUGCCAUAAGCUGCCUCACUAUAUUUGUCCUGCCCAAACCUCAAGUAAGCUACAAGACCACGUCUCCGGGAGUGAUCGAGGCUAACUGUACUGCCGUGGCCCGGCCACAGGCUGAAAUAGUGUGGAACGUGGAGGGGAAUAACCGGACCAUUGGUUCACCUGUGACCACCUCUAUCCAGCAGAGUGACGGGACGACUCUGGUCAUCAGCACCUUGACCAUCCAGGCUGGACUCCUGAAGGAUGUCUCUGUCAAAUGUCUCGUUCAUCAUAAAGGACUGGAGACUGCCAUUGCUGUUUCCAUGAACACCAAAAUUGGCACUGCGCUCGCUAUCCUGAUCUCUGUGACUACUGUAGCAUUUCUUCUAGUCCUCUGCCUCUGUUUCUGUUUGUGGAAGUGCAUCCUCCAAAAAGAUGAGCCUGAAGAGCAUCAGGUACCGAGAAGAGGCCGAGCAGAGAGAGAGACAGACAGUUAAUCGUAGGCGUCUAAGCCUCUUCCUGUGAACUAUUUCUGCUUAAAACUGUGAUGACCUGUACUUCCUUCCACACAUAUUCUUCAGAUCUGAUCUACUGAUAUGAGAAAUCAUUCAAGUUGUGUGUUUAAAUACUUGAUGUUACAGUUACAUCUGUGCUCGGUCUUGUAUUCACAGAGUAAAUCAUUUUGAUUGAGGCAGAUGACAAGCUUCAGUUCUCUUUACAAUACGGAUAUGCUGAAGAUGAACAUUUCCUGUCAUCGUGUUCCCUGCUUUUCCAGCCAAAGAAACCAGUGACACGUCUUUACAUGAAGAAAGAUGCUAUAUUUGGAAGAAUUUGUGAAUCCAUCACUAACAUGAAGGUUGCAGAAGGCAUUUUAUCUUGGUGCAGAGGGGAGAUUCAACUUAGUAUUUGUAUGUUUUAAUACCCAUUUGAAGCCCUAAAUGUAAAAGGACAAUAAAACAUCUCAAAACUUCUUGAAUUCUAUGAAAAACAAACAAACUAGCUGUUCACUCAAAGUGUAAGAAAACUUCCAUUAUUUAAAAAUCAGAGUCAAUAAUUAAAAUCUAUUGAAGAAAAAAAAAACAUUCUAUC